GAAUAUACUGAAGAGAAGGGAGAUACAGAGCGUUCCGCUCAGCUCAGCUCAGCUCCGGCAGGAGAGAAGAGAAAAGUGACGGAAGAGGACGGAGGAGUGGAGAGGAAAAGAGAACUAGACAGAGUGUUCCAUCCCGCUCCGCUCUAGGUAACCAGAAGGUUCUGUACAGUAGGCAUGGCAGCCAGGCGGAGGGCUGCCCUCCCCCCUCUCCUCCCGCCACUGCCCCUUCUCCUCCUCUCCACUACAGGGCGCCACUGAGCCUCUGGAGGCACCAUGAGCAGAUCCCUGCUGCUGCCCAACGUGAUUAGCGCUGCCGGAGUAGCUGCUAGCGUGUUGGCUAACGUGACUAGCGCUGCUGCAUUAGCUGCUAGUGUGUUGGCUAACGUGACUAGCGCUGCUGCAUUAGCUGCUAGCGUCUUAGCUAACGUGACUAGCGCUGUCAGAGUUUCCCUGCUGGAGUCCAAUGUGUCUCGCAGUGACGGCGUCGCUUCCUUACUGACGAACAAUACUGGCAACGCAAUAGGAGCGCUGGCUAACGCAACCACCAUAGGACUGCUAGCUAACGUGAGCGGUGACGCGGAGCUAGCUGCUAACGUGAGUGCUGCUAACGUGAGUGCUGCUAGCGUUAGCGGUGCUAGUGGCGUGUCCAGCGGCCCCUUCUGCUUGCUUGACUUGGGCUACUCCACUGUGCUGCAAACCUGCGUUCUCGAAGUGGCCGUCAUCGUGCUACUGAGCGUGCUCAUCGUCGGGGGCAACUUGCUGGUGCUGCUGGUGUUCCACUGCGCCCCCCUGGUGGAGGCUCACGGUACUUCGGCCUUCAUCCAGACGAUGGCGCUCGCCGACCUGCUACUGGGCCUCAGCUGCCUCAUCCCUGCACUGUCACUCCUCGGACACCUGGGGGCGCUGGACUCCGCACUCACCUGCCGGGCGUUUGGCUACCUGGUGUGUGUGCUGAAGGGCGUCUCCAUGGCGUCGUUGGCGUGCGUCAGCGUGGAGCGCUACGUGGCGGUGACGCGUCCUCUUUCCUACGCGGGGCUGGUGACCGCGUGUCGUCUCCGUGUCUGCGUCGUCUUCAUCUGGCUCUACUCCGCCCUCGUCUUCCUCCCCGCCUUCCUGCCCUGGGGCGGCAAGCCCGGUUACCACGGCGACGUGGUGGAGUGGUGUGCGCGCUGGGAGACGCGGCCGGCCUUCACGGCCUUCAUCGUCACGGCGCUCUACGCCCCGGCAACCGUCACCGUGUGCUACAGCUACGCCCACAUCUUCCGGAUCUGCAGACAGCACACGCGGCAGAUUAGCGAACGCAGAGCGCGCUACGCACCCAACACCACCGCCAGCGCCAUGACGACCGCAGCGGAACCCCAACCCCCCCCCCCCACAGAUCAGCACCAUCCCCCCUCCUCCCCCGCCCCUCCCCCGCCUGACAAGCGCUACGCCACCGUGCUGUUCCGCCUCACCAGCGUCUUCUACCUGCUCUGGCUGCCGUACAUACUCUACUUCCUGCUGGAGAGCGCAGGUGUGUACCGCCAUGCGGGGGCCUCCUUCCUCACCACCUGGUUGGCCAUCUCCAACUCCUUCUUCAACUGCCUGAUCUAUUCCGUCUCCAACGCCGCCUUCAGACGCGCUCUCAAGCGCCUCUGCUCCCUGUGUACCGCUACCAGACACACACACGCAUACACACACACGCAUACACACACACGCACCGCCAAGAAGGCCCCGCCACACAGACACACACGCGGACACACACAUCGGGACACACAACAACAUCAACAACACAGCGCUCCGUAUGUGCCGGCUUCCUGUAGUAGACACACACACUCACCCGGCAUGUGAGACACACACAGACACA
This is a messenger RNA of Engraulis encrasicolus (European anchovy), 1846 nucleotides long. Its product is annotated as probable G-protein coupled receptor 21. The record is from RefSeq and is a predicted model, not a curated record. Gene Ontology annotation, cellular component: membrane. NCBI's taxonomy places the organism in Eukaryota, Metazoa, Chordata, Actinopteri, Clupeiformes, Engraulidae. The transcript is spliced from 4 exons. Gene Ontology annotation, biological process: G protein-coupled receptor signaling pathway. Bases 274 to 1830 code for a protein of 518 amino acids. Gene Ontology annotation, molecular function: G protein-coupled receptor activity.